Callithrix jacchus (white-tufted-ear marmoset) is the source of this 750-nucleotide messenger RNA. It is a transcript of the gene IFITM1, whose product is annotated as interferon induced transmembrane protein 1. Lineage: Eukaryota; Metazoa; Chordata; Mammalia; Primates; Cebidae. Gene Ontology annotation, cellular component: plasma membrane. Gene Ontology annotation, biological process: host-mediated suppression of symbiont invasion; response to interferon-alpha; response to interferon-beta. The record is from RefSeq and is a predicted model, not a curated record.
CCAAUUCAUAAACAGCAGGAAAUAGAAACUUACAAGAGAUACACGCUUCUGAGAAACAGAAACUACAGAGGAAAAAACCCACUGAGCACCGUCCCAGUGACGGAAUACCACAGCUGCCCUUGACUCCACACCGAAAACCACACUUCUCAAACCUUCACUCAAUACUUCCUUCUCCAAAGCCAGAAGAUGCUCAAAGAGGAGCACGAGGUGGCAGUGCUGGGGGGGCCCCACAGCAGCAUGCUCCCCACGUCCACCGUGAUCAACAUCCAGAGUGAGACCUCCGUGCCCGACCACGUCGUCUGGUCCCUGUUCAACACCCUCUUCAUGAACUGGUGUUGCCUGGGCUUCAUAGCGUUCGCCUACUCCGUGAAGUCUAGGGACAGAAAGAUGGUUGGCGACCUGACCGGGGCCCAGGCCUACGCCUCCACCGCCAAGUGCCUGAACAUCUGGGCCCUGAUCGUGGGCAUCAUCAUGACCAUUGGAUUCAUCCUGUUACUGGUGUUUGGCUCUGUGAUCGUGUACCACGCUGUGUCACAGAUCUUACAGAACCAAAGAGUUCACUUGUAGCUGCCCACCGCCUGCCACCCUUGUACUCCACCACUUGCUGCCCUUGCACCUACCUUGCAGCAAGGGGUUUCGGGUCCUGCUCCCUGGGUCCCGCCCCCAGAUGUAGCUGUGUACCUUCACACACCUGUCUGCGAUGGCGCUUAAUAAAGUCUGCGAUGGCGCUUAAUAAAGUCUGCGAUGGCA